AACGCAUGCAUAAAAUAUAAAGUAAUCACAUCUUCAAAGGUUACUUCGAGCAGACGUUUCAAGUUGGACCCGAGUCUGUAACUGACAAACGUGCCAUUGUGUCUCAGAAUCUGUGAAAUCACGCCAGAAGAUGUCUUUGGUUUGUGCAAUUUCCAAUGAGGUGCCGGAGCACCCCUGCGUAUCUCCAGUCUCCAACCAAGUGUUUGAGCGUCGUCUUAUCGAAAAAUACAUCGCGGAGAAUGGAGCAGAUCCUAUCAAUGGCCAGCCAUUAUCAGAGGAGCAACUUAUCGACAUCAAGGUGUCUCAUCCCAUCAGGCCCAAAGCUCCAUCUGCCACUAGUAUUCCAGCCAUCCUCAAAGCACUACAGGAUGAGUGGGAUGCAGUGAUGUUGCAUAGCUUUACCCUAAGGCAGCAGUUGCAGACCACGCGGCAGGAGCUCUCUCACGCCCUCUAUCAGCACGACGCCGCGUGCAGGGUCAUCGCUCGUCUCACCAAAGAGGUCACCGCCGCCAGAGAGGCUUUGGCUACUCUAAAGCCUCAGGCCGGAUUGGUUGUACCCCAGGCAGCUCCGGCCCAGCCGUCGGUUGUGGCUGGAGGAGAGCCGAUGGAUGUGAACGAGCAGGUGGGAAUGACGCCGGAGAUCAUCCAAAAGCUUCAAGACAAGGCCACUGUCCUUACCACGGAGAGAAAGAAGAGGGGAAAGACCGUUCCAGAAGAGCUUGUCCGAGCCGAGGACCUCAGCAAGUACAGACAAGUGUCAUCUCAUGUUGGCCUCCACAGUGCCAGCAUCCCUGGCAUCCUGUGUCUGGACCUGUGUCCCUCCGACACCAACAAAGUCCUCACCGGUGGUGCGGAUAAGAACGUGGUGGUGUUUGAUAAACAUGAGGAGCAGAUUGUGGCCACACUCAAAGGACACACCAAGAAAGUCACCUCUGUCAUAUACCACCCCUCACAGUCGGUGGUGUUCUCCGCCUCUCCGGACAGCACUAUCCGGGUCUGGUCUGUAUCCGCCGGAAACUGCGUGCAGGUCGUGCGUGCUCACGAGGCCGGCGUGACCGGACUGUCUCUCCACGCCACCGGAGACUACCUGCUCAGCUCCUCUGAAGACCAGUACUGGGCUUUCUCUGAUAUUCAGACUGGACGAGUUCUCACUAAAGUCACUGAUGAAACGGCCGGAUGUGCCCUGACUUGUGCCCAGUUCCACCCUGACGGUCUGAUUUUCGGGACGGGAACGGCUGACUCCCAGAUUAAGAUCUGGGACUUGAAAGAGCGCACUAAUGUGGCCAACUUCCCUGGCCACUCAGGCCCUGUCACCGCUAUUGCCUUCUCUGAGAACGGAUACUAUCUGGCUACAGGGGCUCAGGACAGCUCCCUGAAGCUGUGGGAUUUGCGUAAGCUGAAGAACUUUAAGACCAUCACUCUGGACAACAACUACGAGGUGAAGUCCCUGGUGUUUGACCAGAGCGGGACGUACCUGGCUGUGGGCGGCUCAGAUAUCAGAGUAUACAUCUGCAAACAGUGGUCUGAGGUGCUCAACUUCACAGAACACACUGGGCUGGUAACGGGCGUGGCCUUUGGUGAACACGCCCAGUUCCUCUCCUCCACGGGAAUGGACAGAAGCCUCAAGUUUUAUAGCCUGUAAUAACAAAGCUCCAAUCCUGAAAGUGACAGCUCGGAACCGAUGACUCUCAUUGGCUAAUGCUAAUGAGUAGAAAUUAAAGGCUUUUCCAGUCGUGAUUUCAACUUUCUAAGACUGUAACAUCUCUCCUUUUUAUUCGUUUGGUUUCACUCUGAAUUCAGAAGAGUGUGAGUGACAGAGAAGAAAGCGCAUUACGUAGUUUUUAAACUAUACAGGUUUAACUUAAAAACACCGCCGUAUUCUGCGUAGAUCCAUUUCUUCAUUUGUAACGCAUACAGUUUAUAGAUACAGUUCGAUCCCGUGCUGUAAUGUUUGCCUUUAAUUUUCAUCGUUUCAAAUGUGCAGGUGUGAAAAUUUAUCAGUAUAGUGUAUUUGACCAUUUCAUAUUACAGCUCUUAAACGAAUUAUAUAUUGCAUCCCGUUAGAUGAAACAAACCGUAUUCUGUCUCAAACAGAAGAAACAGCUGCGUGAACUGCGCAUGCGCGUUGGCAUGAGCAUUUAGAAUUUUUGGUUUAUUCAGAACCGUUUUAACACACGUCAUUAGUGCAAACCGAUUUGACUUUGUAUUGGUUAUUUUUAUCCUUGUUUUUAUUCUUAUCCUUUUUUUGUUGAUUGUCAUGUUGCUUACGUUGUUUUACUGUGUACCUUUACCUUGUAUGAUUGUCAGGAUGUUUCGGUGAGGUGAAUUAUAACGAUUUUUAUGUGUAGGAACUAUUUUUACAUUGAGAUUUUGCU
Chanos chanos (milkfish) is the source of this 2375-nucleotide messenger RNA. Its product is annotated as pre-mRNA-processing factor 19. The transcript is spliced from 15 exons. NCBI's taxonomy places the organism in Eukaryota, Metazoa, Chordata, Actinopteri, Gonorynchiformes, Chanidae. Gene Ontology annotation, molecular function: protein binding; ubiquitin protein ligase activity. The record is from RefSeq and is a predicted model, not a curated record. Gene Ontology annotation, cellular component: cytoplasm; U2-type catalytic step 1 spliceosome; Prp19 complex. Gene Ontology annotation, biological process: mRNA splicing, via spliceosome; protein ubiquitination; DNA repair. The coding region runs from base 131 to 1642 and encodes 503 amino acids.